GCCUUGGUGUCACCCAUGGUGGCCUUGGUGUCACCCAUGGUGGCCUUGGGGACAUCUGAGCUGGCAAUGCCAGGUUUGGUGUCACUUGUGGUGGCUCCCAUGGUGGCCUUGGUGUCACCCAUGGGGGCAAUGCCAGGCUUGGUGUCACUUGUGGUGGCUCCCAUGGUGGCCUUGGGGACAUCUGAGGUGACAAUGCCAGCCUUGGUGUCACUUGUGGUGGUUCCAAUGACACCCCUGGUGUCACCUGUGGUGGCCUUGGGGACAUCUGAGAUGACAAUGCCACUCUUGGUGUCACCUGUGGUGGCUCCUAUGGUGACAAUGCCAGGCCUGGUGUCACCUGUGGUGGCCUUGGGGACAUCCAUGGUGGCAAUGCCAGGCUUGGUGUCACCUGUCGUGGCUCCAAUGGUGACAAUGCCACUCUUGGUGGCAGCUGUGGUGGCCUUGGGGACACCUGAGAUCACAAUGCCACCACCCUUGGUGACAUCCAUGGUGACAAUUCCAGGUUUGGUGUCACCUAUGGUGGCUCCCGUGGUGACAAUGUCACCUGUGGUGGCCUUGGGGACACUUGAGGGGACAACCCCACCCUUGGUGUCACCCAUAGUGACAACGCCACCUUUGGUGUCCCCUGUGGUGACAAUGCCACCCUUGCUGUCACCUAUGGUGCCCUUGGUGACAUUGCCACCCUUGCUGUCCAUCAACGCCACCCCUACAGUGCCACCAGCACCCUUGGGUGCCACCACGCCCGUUUUGGUGACACCCUUGGUGACGGUGCCACCUCCCUUGGUGACCCCGCCCACCCUCUUGGUGACAAGUGACAUCGGUGACAUCAUCGGUGACAUCAUC
Zonotrichia albicollis (white-throated sparrow) is the source of this 843-nucleotide messenger RNA. The record is from RefSeq and is a predicted model, not a curated record. Lineage: Eukaryota; Metazoa; Chordata; Aves; Passeriformes; Passerellidae.